Lutzomyia longipalpis is the source of this 1594-nucleotide messenger RNA. It is a transcript of the gene PolD2, whose product is annotated as DNA polymerase delta subunit 2. Gene Ontology annotation, biological process: DNA strand elongation involved in DNA replication; DNA replication. The coding region runs from base 133 to 1467 and encodes 444 amino acids. Gene Ontology annotation, cellular component: delta DNA polymerase complex. The transcript has 3 exons. The record is from RefSeq and is a predicted model, not a curated record. Lineage: Eukaryota; Metazoa; Arthropoda; Insecta; Diptera; Psychodidae. Gene Ontology annotation, molecular function: DNA binding.
UCAUUUUCAGCUGCCAAUUUUGUCAUCAAGAAUACUUUUUUGUCGUGUACUGUUGUAACUAUAGAUGGCUUUGUGAGUAAACAAAAAGUCGCGGUUAUUUUCUUAUUAGACGAGGGAAAUUUGUGUGAAAAAAUGACUCAGAAUUCCGUUCAAAAUGGGUGCAAUGGGCACGAAAAGGGCCCAGGGAGAUUGGACGUGGAGUACGUGAAUAAAUCCCAGAGAUUCAUCCUGCCAGCAAAGCAUGAUUACAACAGACAAUUUCAUAACCUCUACGUGGCUCGAUGUGAAGUAAUGCUGGGACUCCUGCGGGAGAAGGUGCAGCAGAAAUGGGGCACACAGUAUCCAAUAAGGAAAAUUCAUGAUCUGAAUGAUGAGAAUCAGGAGAAAUGCGUGAUAAUUGGAACCAUUUUCAAGCAACAGGUGCUCAAGCCGAGUGUUCUGAAGGAAUUGGCAAAGGUGACACACAUCAUGCCACAGCCGAUUGCCCCCAGUUUCACAGAUGAUUCCGAUGUUGUCAUGCUGGAGGAUGAGCUGCAGAGGGUCCGGCUGUUUGGUAACAUUGUCCCGCAUGAUGUUGUUACGGGAAUUAUGUGUGCUGUCCUUGGUCAUAUUCUGGAGCAGGGGAGGUUCCAUGUGGAUGAGAUUCUCUUCUAUGAGUGUGGGCCACAGGAAUCACUCAAAACACUCGAUAAUUCCCCGUCAAUUGUCCUGAUUUCCGGUCUAAACAUGACACAUGCAGAUAAUUUAGCAAUGCCCCUGGAGAUUCUUCAGCAGUGGCUCUUUGGGAAUUGGUUUGGAGGAAGUGGGUUUGAUCCUCAGUCAGUUGUACGAGUAAUUGUGGCGGGAAAUUCGGUGAAAACUGAGGAUAAUCGAGUGGAGUCGUUGGAUAUGGAGCAACAGGCAACGGCGGAAGAUGUCAAUGGCAUAAGAGCAGUUGAUAAGUUCCUCGAGCAACUCAGCCAAUCAGUCAAUGUAGACCUAAUGCCGGGAGAGUAUGAUCCAACAUCAUCCCUCCUGCCACAGCAACCCAUUCACAUGCUCCUCCUGCCCAAAUGCAGCAAACUCAAGACUUGCCAGAGUGUCCCGAAUCCGUAUGCGUGUGAAAUUGCCGGGAGGAGUAUUCUCGGGAUGUCAGGGCAGAAUGUCGAUGAUAUUGUGCGAUAUUCACAAAUUCCCGAUGCCCUGGCGGCACUCAAGGCUACCUUCCGUUGGGGGCACAUUGUUCCAACGUGUCCGGAUACCAAAUUCGCCUACCCAAUGCGUGGGAAUGACCCCUUUGUCAUUGAAGACUGCCCACACAUCUACUUCACCGGAAAUUGCCCAAAAUACCAAACGGAACUCCUCAAGGAUGCCGCAGGGAGGAAAGUUCGCCUCAUCUGUGUGCCAAAAUUCUACGAAACCAAAUCCAUUGUCGUGGUGAAUUUGGCGAAUCUCGAAUGCAAACUAAUGAUGUUCCAAACUGAAUAAUUAACUAAUUACUUUUCAUUAAUAUUAUGGUUUUUAUUUGAGGCAAGACAUCUAUAUACAAUGUAUUAUAUUAUGUAUUAGUUUUGCUUUCAUUUGAAAUACAUUUCUUGCUGUAAUUUUAUUUGGA